CCACCGCCUGUACCUGUUAGAUUUUUUUUUCCUUGAGAGAGAGCGAACAGUCAUCAUCAUGCACAUAUAUAAACCACCCCAAUGCCCUCCCCACGCCCUGUGAUAACUGAACCCGGGUUCUACUUCACUUCCCUAAACCUAUAUUCGCCGGAGACGUACUGGGAUUCAUCGGGAAAUUCUCCGCCGGCCGGUCAAGAACGACGACAAGCUCAAGUGAGUUGAAAGAAAGGCCAACUUUUUUCUGCACCAGAUUCAAAGGAACAACAUUUUUUCUUUCUGCCUUAAGCCUUUUCUGUUCCUAUUCCAUUGCUCUCUCUCUCUCUCUCUCUCUCCCUCCAAUUGGUUCCGGAAGAAAUGGGGGUUCAGGUCGCUGCGGCCUGUUUACACCGGUCACAAUCCACUGUUUCUCACCCACCUUCCUCCCCUCAAACCCUAGUUUCCACCGUCUCAACCCCUUCCCUUAAACGACGCAGUUACAGCGGAGCCCUCGUGUUUCGGUACAUGACAACACUAGACCGGCCUGUUGCAUUCGGCUCAAAUCUCCGCAGAUCCAAAUCAGGCAACCACUCAAAACCGAGAACCAAAACCAUCACACGAGCUUACAGUGAGAGCCUUGACGCUUUCUCCGACGAGGAAUUCUCAAAACAGAUUCAAGAAUUGGCGAUGAAGCUCCAGUUAUCCGACGAUGACUCCUCCUCAUCAUCGGAUUCCACCAACUCCAACGCAACAGAAUCAGAAAGUUCUUCCCAUUCUGUUAACGUAACCGAGUCGAACAGUAAAAUUGGCUUUUUACCGUUCGAGCCGUUGCAGCCUCCCAAGUGGUCCGGGAGGGAGGAGAUAAUCCCGGCGAGCAUCGAGUGGAAGGCGAACAGCGUCGACAUUCCGCUCUCGCUCCGGAUUAUAAAGCGCAAGAAGAAGCAAUCGGAAGAAGGGUUUACGGACGCAGGGGACUCUGCUUGUUCCUCAGUCAAAAAAGCCUUCUCGUCCAUGGUUUUCAUAAUCCGGGAGCUCCACAGCUUCACUCUCCAGAUGAGGGAGAUGCUAUUGUACGAGGAUUUGCAGGGGAUUCUCGCGCGCGUGCAGACCGAAAUGAACGCGUCCUUCGUGUGGCUCUUUCAGCAAGUCUUUUCUCAUACUCCGACGCUCAUGAUCUCCGUCAUGAUGUUACUAGCGAACUACACCGUUUACUCCAUGUCGAACGCCACCGCCAUUGCCGCACCGCCGCCAUCUCCCGCCGCCUUGACGGAGUCCGUUUCGGCAUACGAGGACCAAACUCACAACAAUCACAAAAAAUUCGAUUCUUCGGCAAUCAAGACUUUUUCGGUGAACGGGAAGACGGUCUCGAUCGGGGGGAGCGACGGCGGCGGAGGGGGGCUCCCGAGGAUCGCUAGCGGAACGGACGGCGACGGGCGGUUCGAUGAAACGACGUCGUUGGACUACGGAGCGGCGUCGGCGACGGGGAACACUGUGUCGACGGGGGACGAGGAGUCGGCGUCGGCGAGGGAGGAGGAGUUGAGAGCGUGGAAUGCGAUGGUGGAGGAGGCGGCGAUGAUGCAAGGGGAAGCGAGGGACGAGUCGCUGAACCAGGAGACGGUGCAGAGGUUUGUUUCGCCGGUGACGGUGAAGAUUGAGGGGGACGGUGAUUACCCGGAUUAUUUUAGAACGGAGCUGGUUUACCAGACGAGGUUGGCUGAGGAUCCGGACAACUGUGUUUUGCUCGCCAAUUAUGCUCAGUUCCUUUAUGUCGUGGUUCAUGACUACGAUAGAGCCGAGGAGUACUUCAGGCGAGCAGUCAAGGCGGAGCCGCCCGAUGCGGAGGCGCUGAGCAAGUACGCCGGCUUCCUGUGGCAAGCGAAGAAGGAUCUGUGGGCCGCCGAGGAGACGUACUUGGAGGCCAUAUCGGCUGAGCCUACCAACUCCUACUACGCCGCUAACUACGCUCACUUCUUGUGGAACACCGGCGGGGAGGACACGUGUUUCCCCAUCGACAACACCGACGAGGCUUGAUACCUUAAAUAAAUAAAAAAAUUUAAAAAAAGAGCAAAAUAUUCCCAUGAUCUUACCCUCAUCAAUGUACCAUUUAUCAUUAAAAAAAGAGCAUAAAAAAGAGAAGUUUUCAUUUACUUUUUUUAAAGAUGUUUCAGUGAUGUUGGGGGAGGUGAGGAGAAAAAGAGGUGAUGGACUUGAAUUGGGUUGUUCGGAAACAAGAGGCUUAUGUGGCCUUAGGGCGGCUCUGGAAAUGAUCGACAAUGGCGCGAGUCUCUUUUGUUUCUUGGUGAGAAAAGAGGCCGGGUUUUUUUUAUUCUCUUACUAAUUUUGCGAUUUGCACAGCUUAUUUUUGUUCACCGUUGAGACACACAUUCACCUAGCAGAGAGUGUAAUUAUAUGUUUGUUGCUGGUAUAGAAUAUCAUUUUUGAGGUUUGAA
Molecule: messenger RNA, 2426 nt
Organism: Rhododendron vialii
Lineage: Eukaryota; Viridiplantae; Streptophyta; Magnoliopsida; Ericales; Ericaceae
Exons: 3
Coding region: 355-2007 (550 amino acids)
Molecular function (GO): protein binding
Source: RefSeq, a predicted model, not a curated record